CAGGCCGACUUGGAGGGAGAGACGGAGGAAAAGUUAGUCAAGAUGGCAAAACCCACAGACCCGGAGUGAAGGGGCACCGCUCCCCCAAAAGAUUGCGUCUGUCGCCCGUGCUGAGACAAAGCCAACGAUGCAAACUGAGCAACAAGGCCCUUAAAGAAUAUGCCAGUGAUGCAGAUGCAGAUGCUGAUCUGACAUAUUGCGAGCUGGAAAGCUGACUCAUCAAAAUAAUAUCAAUUCCUCUGUGGGUGAGUAAUCAGCUGAGGGCAAGUUAUAUCAGCAGCGAGAGGACCACCGGCAUCCUUUCAUUAGAGGCCAAAACUCCUGGAGGAUACUUUGUGGAUCAACACAUGUUGAAACCAACCUGAUCACCAUCGUGCUGCUGCCAGAGCUUAGAAUGGCCUCAAGCAGCUUCAGCUGAAUCCAUCCAACAUUCAAAGAUCCCAAGGUCCGUCUUCGGUGCUACCCAGAACGUCGGUGGAAGGUCUCUCAGUGAGUCGCUCCUACCCUGCCAGCCCCUCCCCAAACCAAAAGCCUCUUUGGGAACUCCAACAGCAGCGCUGCCACUCCGCCAGCUGCCCCUCUCCCAGACCAUGAUGUUUCGUGAUCAGGUUGGCAUACUAGCCAGCUGGUUCAAAGGCUGGAAUGAGUGUGAGCAGACAGUGGCUCUGCUGUCUUUGCUGAAGAGGGUGAGCCGGACCCAGGCUCGUUUCCUGCAGCUCUGUCUGGAGCACUCCCUUGCAGACUGCACGGAACUGCAGGUUCUGGAGGCAGAUGCCAACAAUCCAGAGGUGAUCAGCCAGUGGCAAAGCGAGCCAAAAGAACGUGUCAUCUCACUUGUCCUCACUCAUUUGCCGCUGCUCAAACCGGGCAAUGUCGAAGCCAAGGGCGAGUAUAUGCGCCUCCUACCGCGCAUCCUUGCGCACACUAUAGAACAUGGCCGCCACCUGGAAGAGUCUCGCCAACUCUUAUCCUAUGCCCUCAUCCACCCUGCCACCUCCCUGGAGGACCGUGCUGCGUUGGCCUUAUGGCUCAAUCACCUGGAGGAGAGGGCCGCUGCCACGGGAGACUCACUCGAAAGGCCUUCGCCUGCUGGCCCGCAUCACCAUCAGUCCACUCCACCGUCUACCCUUACAUCAUCGGGAUCCUCCACCAACAGUUCUUCUUCCGGUAACCUAUACGCUUUGCAUCAGCACCAGCGCUACGGCUCCGACGAUCGCCUCAAUGGGUGGCAAGGCAGCAGAGAUUCGGGGCUCGGGAGAGGCUGGCAGCAGCAGGGCUGUGAGAAUGGACACCUGCCUCUCUACCCAUCGGCCUCUGUACCAGCAACCAUCAACACAUUAGGAACUGGUGGAGGUGGCAACACCAUCCUAACGAGUGGAAGUGGUAACCAGCCACACAGUCCUCUCAAGCGCUCAGUGUCUCUUACUCCACCAAUGAGUGGCCCGAGCAACCAUCCCAUGGGUCCGGUCUGGCUGUCCCAGGAAGAUCUCCGUAGUAGUAGAGGCCCAGCCCCCGAUCACGCACCCCUCUCCCCCCAAAGCAGCAUUGCUUCCUCAGGCAGCGGAGGAAGUGAACAUCUGGAAGAGGCCAGUUUGGGAGGAGCUUUAAGUCUACAUCGCAGUUCCUUCCAUGAGGAUGGCAGUGGCAUGAGGGAUGUUCCAGCAUGGCUCAAGAGUCUUCGUCUCCAUAAGUAUGCAGCGCUGUUUUCUACCAUGGCCUAUGAUGAAAUGAUGUCACUUACUGAAGAACAACUGGAGGCACAGAAAGUCACCAAAGGAGCAAGACACAAGAUUGUUAUUAGCAUUCAAAAGCUAAAAGAGAGACAAAACCUGCUGCGCAGUCUCGAAAAGGAUGUGUUAGAGGGCAGUAAUCUUCGUGUACCACUGCAAGAACUUCAUCAGAUGAUCAUGACGCCGAUCAAGGCUUUUACUGGUGGCGAGGACACUUCCUUGCAGCGCCCGACCAUGAACACAGAUUCUAAAAGCUCUGCACCCGGGUCCCACCUUGCUGGAGGAGGUGGAGAGGCCGAGGCAAGCUCAAGUGUCAUUGCAGAGGGGGAUCUACCAAGCCAGUUCACUCGCGUUAUGGGCAAAGUUUGCACUCAGCUCCUGGUUUCAAGGUCAGAUGAGGACAGCAUCAGCUCCUACCUACAACUCAUUGACAAGUGUCUUAUACAUGAGUCCUUUAGUGAAACACAGAAGAAGAGGCUGUUGUCAUGGAAACAGCAGGUCCAGAGGCUGUUUAGAUCCAUUCCGAGAAAAACGCUCCUUGACGUUGCAGGUUACAGAACACAGAGGAGCAGUCGCGGGUUUGGUCAGUCCAACUCCCUCCCGACCACAAGCUGUGUUGGAAGCAGUGUUAUGGCACGAAGAAGUCUUCGGCAGUUCCAGAUGCCCUCUCGGAGUUUACCGGGUGCAAGGCUCGGCCUGCUAAGCAGCAGUGGCCUGCUGGGACCCACACCUCGCAGUAGCAGCAGCACACCCACAGGCCCCAAGCAGGGGAGACAGGGUCUAUGGUUCGCCAAUCCUGGGGGCAGCAACAGCAUGCCUAGUCGAACCCACAGCUCUGUGCAACGGACCCGCUCCCUGCCGGUUCAUACAACACCGCAAACUAUGGUCAUGUUCCAACAAGCUGAUCUUCAGUUGCCUGUUACGGAGCCGGACAUCAACAAUCGUCUUGAAUCCUUAUGUUUGAGUAUGACAGAGCACGCAUUGGGAGAUGGUGCCGAUCGCACAUCGACAAUAUGAAAUGAGGACCUGGGUGAGAGCAGCGGAACCGCGUGGCGGGUCACUUCCGGAGGCCCUCUCACAACAAGCCACCCUGAGGUCAUCUGCCCUCCAGUGCCCUCGUCCUGUAGCCAAAGGUAGAGCUCAACCCAGGGACUGGGAGGCCUCCAAGAAACACAAGCCAACACAUUGGCUGCGUCCAUGUGGUUGGGAAACACACUUCCUGCUAUGACCCUCACCAUCUCAGUCCUGAAGACACCCGGGGAGAGGAAAGUAUCCAACGUAGGCUGGACAGUGGGUGACCAGAGCCUCCUCAGGAGAUCAGGUCAGAAGCAGUUCACCCGCAGCAGAGGCAGAGAUGCUGGGAUGGGGGAUCGGGGCCCAGUGAACCCCCAGCCUCAGUUCCCCUCUUAGGAUCCUCAUGUAUACACCUCGAGUGCUUGUGGCAUUUUCCACAUCUGUUCCAGAACCUGGAACCCCCAAAACGAGACAAGCAGAUGGAUGGCAAGCAUUCGGGAAAGGCCCAUUGCUCAGCGUUUGAGCAUCAAACAAAACAGAUUGUCGAUGACGGGUCUCUAUUGUUUACAUGAUGACGCUAUUUUCAAAGGGUACAGAAACA
This is a messenger RNA of Hippocampus comes (tiger tail seahorse), 3345 nucleotides long. It is a transcript of the gene samd4a, whose product is annotated as sterile alpha motif domain containing 4A. Gene Ontology annotation, cellular component: P-body. NCBI's taxonomy places the organism in Eukaryota, Metazoa, Chordata, Actinopteri, Syngnathiformes, Syngnathidae. The transcript is spliced from 13 exons. Gene Ontology annotation, molecular function: mRNA binding; translation repressor activity; protein binding. Gene Ontology annotation, biological process: negative regulation of translation; nuclear-transcribed mRNA poly(A) tail shortening; regulation of mRNA stability. The record is from RefSeq and is a predicted model, not a curated record. Bases 591 to 2747 code for a protein of 718 amino acids.